AUGGCACAAAAACAACCUCUAAUAAUCAAAGACAAAACCCAGAUGCGAAACUGGUCAAGAUCAAUGCGAUCCCAAUCCAAGCUCAUUGCUUUCGUUCCCACCAUGGGUUACCUUCACCAAGGCCAUCUUUCUCUCAUCACAGAAGCUCACAAACACGCCAAUGUCGUUGCAGUAUCAAUCUACGUCAACCCGGGUCAGUUUUCGCCUAAUGAAGAUCUUUCCACUUACCCUUCUGAUUUUGAAGGUGAUGUUCAGAAGCUUUUGUCUGUUCCUGGUGGUGUUGAUGUUGUUUUUAAUCCUAAGGAUUUGUAUGAUUAUGGGGAGAGUAAGGGUGGUGAGGGUGGUGGUGGUGGUGAUGGGGUGGUGUCUUGUGUUGAGAAGAGUGGUUUGGGACACGAGAGUUGGAUUAGAGUUGAGAAACUUGAGAAGGGUCUUUGUGGGAGGAGUAGGCCUGUUUUCUUUAGAGGUGUUGCUACGGUUGUUGCUAAGUUGUUUAAUAUUGUUGAGCCUGAUGUUGCUGUGUUUGGGAAGAAGGAUUAUCAGCAGUGGAGAGUUAUUCAGAGAAUGGUUCGCGAUCUUGAUUUUUCCAUAAAAGUUAUAGGUUGUGAAAUAACAAGGGAAAACGAUGGCCUAGCAAUGAGUUCGCGCAAUGUACAUCUCUCAUGUGAAGAGAGGGAAAAGGCGCUAUCUAUUAACAAAUCAUUAACAAGAGCCAAGUCAGCCGCAGAAGAUGGUCAGGUGCAAUGUGAGAAAUUGAGGAACUUAGUCAUCCAAUGUAUUGCUGACGCUGGUGGAAGAAUCGAUUAUGCUGAGAUUGUUGAUCAACAGAGUUUAGAGAAAGUGGAGUUGAUCAAAAGUCCUGUUGUGUUCUGUGUUGCUGCAUUUUUUGGGAAGGUGAGGCUUAUUGACAACAUGGAAAUCAACUUAUAA
This is a messenger RNA of Vicia faba (fava bean), 930 nucleotides long. NCBI's taxonomy places the organism in Eukaryota, Viridiplantae, Streptophyta, Magnoliopsida, Fabales, Fabaceae. The record is from the annotation of a GenBank genome assembly.